UGUGUGUGCUCCCCUCGCCUGUAAGCAUUCAAAUACCUGCUGUCCGUCGGCGUGACACUCCAGAUGUGUCUGGCAACGGGAAGACGGUCCAGGAGCAAAUAUCGGCAUGCUCGGUCCUGCCCGUCCCCCGCGUCCCGCUUGGCCUGCAUGCACGUUUUCUCCAGGAAGGGCCUCGCGCCAAGGGUCACCGAGCACCGACAGUCUCCUUCCUCCGGGCCGCAAUUAAGGCCGGCUCGGGAGAUUUUUAGCGAGAAGUCGGACACGUCCGCACGCAGUCUCGCUCUGGCGUUUACUGGCGCAGCUUCUCCGCUCGACUCGCAUCUAUUUGCCUCCCAAGACGCGUGCGGUGGUCGGGAGCCGGGCCCUCGGAGCAGAAUGAGGGAAGCCUGGACGUACUUGCUGUGCUUGAGCCUCCUGGCGGGCUCGGCGGGGUCGCACGGCGCCAACAACCCCUUCGCCGGACAGCAGACCCCCGCGGACCCUUGCUACGACGACGCCGGCGCGGCCCGCCGUUGCAUCCCCGAGUUUAUCAACGCCGCCUUUGGCAAGGAGGUGGCGGUGUCCAGCGUGUGCGGGCGCCCGGCGUCCCGCUCGUGCAGCGUGGUGGAGCGCGGAGACGAGCGGCCGUCGGUGCGAACGUGCCAGAUCUGCGACGCCGCCGACCCCCGGCGCGCCCGCCCGCCUUCCUACCUCACCGAUCUCAACUCGGCUCACAACCUGACCUGCUGGCAGUCGGAGAACCUCAACACCUCGCCGCACAAUGUGACGCUAACGCUUUCCCUGGGCAAGAAGUUUGAGAUCACCUACGUCAGCUUGCAGUUCUGCUCGCCCAGACCGGAGUCGCUGGCCAUCUACAAGAGCAUGGACUACGGCAAAACGUGGACGCCCUACCAGUUCUACUCGUCGCAAUGUCGCCGCGUGUACAACCGGCCCAACAGAGCCGCCAUCACCAAGCAGAACGAACAAGAGGCUCUGUGUAGCGACGGCCACACGGACCUCUACCCGCUCUCCGGAGGCCUCAUCGCCUUCAGCACCUUGGACGGACGGCCGUCCGGCAAAGACUUUGACAACAGCCCGGUCCUCCAGGACUGGGUGACCGUCACGGAUAUCCGCGUGGUCUUCACCCGGCCCCAGCAAUCGCGGGAGCCGGGACCGGCCGGGCGGGACGAAGACCCCGCGGCGGCGGCGGCGCCCGCCACGCUGCCGGCGUACUUCUACGCGGUGGGCGACUUCCAAGUGGGCGGGAGGUGCAAGUGCAACGGCCACGGUGCGCGCUGCCUGAAAGACAAGGAAGGCAAACUGGUGUGCGACUGCAAGCACAACACGGAAGGGCCCGAAUGCGACCGCUGCAAGCCCUUUCACUACGACCGGCCGUGGCAGAGGGCCAGUGCCCGCGAGGCCAACGAAUGUCUGCCGUGUAACUGCAACCUCCACGCCCGGCGCUGUCGUUUCAACAUGGAGUUGUACAAACUUUCGGGGAGGAAGAGCGGAGGCGUGUGCAUGAACUGUCGCCACAACACGGCCGGCCGCCAUUGCCACUACUGCAAGGAAGGCUUCUUCCGAGACAUGGCCCGACUAAUCACUCAUCGACGGGCUUGCAAGGCCUGCGACUGCCACCCCGUCGGAGCAGCGGGUAAGACGUGCAACCAGACCACAGGUCAGUGCCCCUGCAAAGAUGGCGUCACCGGCAGCACCUGCAACCGCUGCGCCAAGGGCUACCAGCAGAGCCGAUCUCCCGUGGCCCCUUGCAUCAAGAUCCCCGUGGUGAACCCCACAGCUGUGGUGAGCAGCACAGAAGAGCCAGCAGAUUGUGAGUCUUACUGCAAACCGGUGAAGGGGAACUUGAAGAUCAACAUGAAGAAAUACUGCAAGAAGGAUUAUGCGGUGCAAGUGAACGUGCUGGACAUGGAGACGGUCGGCGACUGGGCCAAGUUUUCCGUCAACGUCAUGUCCGUGUACAAGAGUCGCGGCGAGCCCUUAAAACGAGGCGACAACAUCCUGUGGGUGCACAUGAAGGAUUUGGCCUGCAAGUGUCCCAAGAUCCAAAUGAGCAAGCGCUUCCUGGUUAUGGGCGGCAGCGACGGCGGGACCGGCUCGGGGCCCGGGGUCGGGACCUCCAACCCGGAACGUGCUGGGCUGCUGGCUGAUAAAAACAGCCUGGUGAUCCAGUGGAGGGACGUUUGGACGAGACGACUGAGGAAGUUCCAGCGCAAAGAGAAGAAGGGCAAGUGCGGCAAAGCCUGAUUGGACGGCGCCGUGGAAACUUAACCCCGCCCCCUUUUCCAUUACGGGACAUGACCAAGACUGCAUGUACCCGAGGACCACAUUUUGUGUAUAUUGUAUAAUUAUUUUCCUUUUUAUUUUUUAUUUGUCACAUCUUUCUCCUCCAACGGUUUGCCUUAAAAAGGGACCGCUAAGGGUACAAAGUUCCCGCCCUCGCUGACGACGUUGGAACCUUCCGCUCCGUUUCCAACCACUGCAACAAUGAAAUCCAAGGAAUCACAACCUUUUUUUUUUUUUGGGAUACCAGACAUCAGGAGGAACUUUUUUUUAAUCAAGUCUUUGGAAUUUUCCACAACUGCCAUCAGACUGGACUUAUUCAAGUUGACAUUUCUGAAGGCCACAUGGUUGGACCCUCAGUUUCUGAAGGACGCCUAAAGUGUCAUGUGACUGGCAGACAGAAGCGAGCGGAGCUGACUAUUUAGUCUGAAUGAACGAGGCUGGAACGUUCGUGGAGAGCAUACCGUACUAGAACACGAGACUAUCGCGUUUCAAUCCUACAAAGUUUUGUCAUGUUUGCAUGUUUGUGGUUUGUGCUGGUCCAUCAAAGCCCCCCCCCCCCCCCCCCCCCCAUCCACCCAACCCACCCACCGCUCCAGAACCAAACCGUUGCCAGCAUCCAAAAAAAAAAGUUAUCUCCCCCUGUCAUCCUUUGCCAAAUGAGCACAGUCGGAGUUUUAAACCUAAUUAAGAGACUCUGAAAGUCAAGAGAGGAGGAAAAAAAAAAGUCUGGUCGCUCUCCAGGUUUUCCUCCGCCUUUCAUUCUGUGAAAGACAUCAUUGCAAUGUCUCGCUAUAAGCUAAACAAGAAUCUGAAGUUUGCGUCGAGCUGGCGCGGCGGCCAUCUUGCUGACAGGCAUGUCUUGAAAGUUGUUUGGCUGCGGCCGCAUGUUUGGCUUGUCGUUCUUCCAAAAGACUCUCCUCUGCUGCGUAUCGGCCAAGCCCCCCAUCACUCCCCCCCGCCCCCAGGAGCCAUUUUUGCAUGUUAUGUAUUGAGUGUCUUUGAUAAGUGAGUUGGAGAUUGCCAAAUACGCUCAGUGGCGCACUGUACUCCUUUCCCGUCAAAUGUCCGUCAAACUCUACCCCGCCCCCUUACAGCAACGACGUGAAGAUAAGAGCUGGCCAGAUGUUUUCUCGUCCUUUUUAGCGAAAGCCGUCAUGUUGUUUAACGAGGCCUAAAGCUUGGCAAUGGAAGCCGGUCCCCUUUCGUGCUUUGUUGCUUUCGCCGCCACUUUUUAUUGCGCUUGCAGGUGUGUGUGAGAAUACAUCCAUGUGUGUGUGUGUGUUAGUCCACGCAAGUAAACAAGUGAUAUGCACAUCACAGAAUGUUUUCUACGACAAACGUCCUAUUGUAAAUAACUCGGGGGGGCGGGGGGUGGACGUAAAGAUGUGACACGGGGAUGCUUGAGCUAAGCCCCGCCUCUUUCUGUUGGAUGAAUGUCUCGUCCCCAUUUCUAUAUCCGAGUCUUCCUCGAGGCAACGAACCACUGACUUUUUCAUCUAAGUGAUACAAAAUAAAUUAUUAGUUAAUGAGC
This is a messenger RNA of Syngnathus acus (greater pipefish), 3814 nucleotides long. It is a transcript of the gene ntn2, whose product is annotated as netrin 2. The coding region runs from base 64 to 2244 and encodes 726 amino acids. The record is from RefSeq and is a predicted model, not a curated record. Gene Ontology annotation, molecular function: protein binding. Lineage: Eukaryota; Metazoa; Chordata; Actinopteri; Syngnathiformes; Syngnathidae. The transcript is spliced from 7 exons.